AAGUGCAGCUUUAAAUGUGAUGAAUUUACCAAACAUAUGUCAUGACUUAAUUAAUGAGGUAAUGAAUUUCGGUUAAGUCUUGCAUUUUAAUCGUUGGGAUAUACAAAGACAAGAGGAUCCUGAGCAUUUCAAAAUGAAAACCGUUUAUCUCGUUAUGGUUCUAACGGUGCAAGGAGUUAAUUUCCUACCACUUGGAAGAGCCGCCAUCUGUUUGCAAGGAGAAUACCUUGUGAGUGGCUCACGACCUGUGCUCGAUAACCAAAUCACAGCGAGCAGUGUUUGGGAUAAUCACUUUAGUGCAUAUGGGCCCGCCAGUGCACGAUUACAUACCACUGCAAAUUUGUACAAUGUCGGGUGUUGGGUUGCAGGCAUCAAUGACCAGAAUCCAUAUAUACAGGUUCACCUGAACGGUUUAAGUACUAUCACGGGAUAUGCUCUUCAAGGUCGACCGAAUAUGACAGACCCCAGCUCAUCACUGUAUGGAUGUUGUAGACAAUUCGUGACGUCAUUUCGUCUGCUGUACAGCACGGAUUGCACUUCAUUUCAGACGUACUUAAACAACACUGGCGACGAAUAUUCUACACAGUUUCUUACGCCAGAAGCCAACCGCUGAAUGUGGAUUUAAAAUUAGAGUCGCUCAAAAGGUCACAAGGAGCCCCUCCUUGUUGGUUCUUUCUAACGAAAACGCGCUGUCCCAAGUCAACGUGCACGACGACAAAGCCAGCUGCAGGUUGAUAGUCGUGCGUGUUAUGCACAUUGUCUGAGAUUGAAGCACCUAUGACGGCUCUAUGAACUACUAUAUUCCAGGACCUGACUUUUGAACUGAAGUUCCAGAUGAAGACGUAUGUUCCCGAGACUGUU
Molecule: messenger RNA, 861 nt
Organism: Mya arenaria
Lineage: Eukaryota; Metazoa; Mollusca; Bivalvia; Myida; Myidae
Product: inactive carboxypeptidase-like protein X2
Exons: 4
Coding region: 134-613 (159 amino acids)
Source: RefSeq, a predicted model, not a curated record